This is a messenger RNA of Danaus plexippus (monarch butterfly), 2863 nucleotides long. RefSeq names its product WD repeat and FYVE domain-containing protein 2 (gene Wdfy2). The record is from RefSeq and is a predicted model, not a curated record. Bases 88 to 1344 code for a protein of 418 amino acids. Gene Ontology annotation, molecular function: metal ion binding; protein binding. The transcript is spliced from 9 exons. Lineage: Eukaryota; Metazoa; Arthropoda; Insecta; Lepidoptera; Nymphalidae.
UAAAAGUCAAAAUUAUUAUGACGUUUUCUUUUUCAUACUCGAAAAGAAGUGACGAAUAAGUGUUUAUUUGCUAAAUAAUCUGAAAAUAUGGCUGCUGAAAUAAAGCCUGCUCCUAGAACACCUAAUGAUAGGUUUUCUACCACGAAAAAACCAGCUCUAUUAAGCAAAUUGGAAGGGUGUACUGAUGAUGUUAAUGCUGCAGUUGUGAUUCCUGGAGAAGAUGGAGUUAUAAGCGUUUGUGAUGAUAAGACAGUGAGAGUGUGGCUUAAGAGGGAUUCAGGUCAGUACUGGCCCAGCAUCUGUCAAUACAUGCCUUCAGGAUGCACAUCCAUGUUUUACACUCCUGAAACCCGUCAGUUAUUUAUUGGACAAGAAAACGGCACUAUAUCAGAAUUUACAUUAGCAUCGGAUUGCAAUAGAAUAAAUCCUACUCGUGAAUAUCUAGCUCAUACGGCACGUGUAACAGCGGUGGUGUUCUCCUUGAGCUGCGAAUGGGUUCUGUCAGUGAGUCGGGACAAAAUGUUCUCGUAUCAUUGCAGUGAGACCGGCCGAAGGAUCGGUGGUUACUCAUUUGAAGCUUGGUGUACAGCUUUACAGUUCGAUUCCCAAUCGAAGUACGCGUUCGUCGGCGAUUACAGCGGCCAAAUAACAAUGUUGAAAUUAGAUAACAACGGCGCCACAUUAGUCACCACGCUCAAAGGGCACACCGGCUCCGUCCGCGUUUUGAACUGGGCCCCCCUGCCGCAGCUUCUCUUCAGUGGUUCUUUUGAUCAGACCAUCAUUGUAUGGGACAUCGGAGGCCAGAAAGGAACGGCCUACGAGCUUCAAGGUCACAGUAACAAAGUGACGGGUCUGUGGUAUGUGGGCGGUUGUCAGCGCCUGGUGUCGUGCGGCGAGGACGGCGCCCUAGGAGUGUGGGAGAUGUCCGUCCAGCGUAGAGAGACCCCCGCCUGGCUGGACUCGGACCUCUGCCAGCUGUGCCGCGCGCCCUUCAUAUGGAACGUCAGAGCUAUGAUGGAGAAGAAACAGCUUGGUCUGAGGCAGCAUCACUGUCGUUGGUGCGGCGCGGCCGUGUGUGGGUCGUGCUCCCCUCACCGCCUCCCGCUGCCGGUCAUGGGGUUCGAGUUCCCGCAGCGAGUCUGCACCGCCUGCUACGACACGCUGCGGCAUGAACCGCGCGAGUCGCUCGCCUCGUUCCACGAUAUGAAGCACGCGGUCACGUCCCUGUUCGUGGACGAGGCGACCUCCCUCAUGUGUACCGCAGGGAAAGACAGGGUCCUCAAGGUGUGGGAUAUAAGCGUUCUGCUCGCUCCAACGCCGAAGGCCGGCACCAGUGAUCAAUAACGACCUUACGACAUGGUGUGUAAAGUCGAGAUUCGCUCAUCAAAACCGAUUCCAACGAACGUCAUAAGGGACAGAGGCAUCACUAUAGAUAGAUAUAUAAAGUAAUUUAUUUUUUAAGUUUAAAAUUUUAUCAUAAAUAUUAGUCAAUAUAUUUUGUGUCUAAGUUUCAUUGUUUGCUUAUGUACGAACGUGUGACUUCAGCUCUAUAUAUAAAUGUUAUAGAUUAUUUUUCUUUGCAUUUCUAUCAAUUAAUCUGUUAAUCAAAUACCAUAUGUAUGGAAACCUUUAGAAGAAAUUGUUAGUGGUCGAACGAAAUUGUACUUUAUCUGGUUAUAUUAAGACUGAAUCUCUCGUCACUCGGCUGGUGUAGACUAGACGUUCGAAAGAGAUUUAAUUGAUGUCUGAUAUCCGUUUUAUAUGUGAAGUGGUUGUUGUAUACAGGGUGUGGUGAAUGCUAACUCUUAUUCACACACCCUGUAUAGUAUUAACAAUAUUGAAUGUAUAUGUUGUAGUUAAAAAUAUAUAUGUUAAUGUGUUCAUGCGCGCCAUUUGUUGUGUCGGUGACACGUCCGAGACCAAAAAAAAAAUUAUAUGGUCUCAUUUAAAGACUAACUGAAUAAGGAUUCGACGUCUCAUUAUAAAUUAUUAGGAAUGAACAAUGAAUUAUAGGUCAAAACUAUAAGUAUUCAUUUCUACGAAAGCUUCUUAUUUUGUCGUCACAUGUAUUAUACGAGAAAUAUUUUAAAAUUAUCAUACUUAUAGCAGCUUCUAUAUAAUUCUGUCCUGUAUAAAAACACACGUAUUUAUUAUCAAUUUAAAUCAGAUACACAGAUAAAAUUCGGUGUUAUGUAUAUUUAAAUUAAUAUCCGCUACGGACCAACUGGUUAAUUAAAGACACAAAAAAUAUAUUCCAAAUCGCGGACCCGGAAGCUAAUUUAGUAUUAAUUUAUAGCGACAUGAUUGUAACUGUAAGGCGAGUUUAUGUCUACGUUAUACGUUAUUAUAUCGAUAGAGUUAUUUUAAAAUUGAGAAAACACUUCGAUGUCCUGAACAUAGCCUUAUUUGAUCGAAUAAAAAAAUCUAUAUGUCAUUGAAUGUACUUCAGGCUUUAUGCCAAUGUCACUGUAACCAAUCAAAGGUAUCCAAUAAAAGAACUAUAUAUAUGUUUAUAUAUAUUAACAUCUGUUUAUAACUAGAAACUUAUUGUAUAUUAAGUCUAGAUAUUUUUUAUUAAAUACUAUAUGAACACUAUUUUGUAUGUGAUCAGUCUUGGCUGGUUCUGUUUUGUUAUUUAUAUGAAAAAUUACAUGUGCUAAUGUUGUUUGCGCCGGCUCGUGAUAUGGCUGGAUGUUUAUUUCUUGAAGGUCCGGAUGUAAGGUUAUUAUAUCGUAUAUUUUUUAUUCACAGAGCUUAUUUGUGUUUGUAAAAUAACACUGUAUGAUAAAAGUCACUGUGUAAUUACUAGAUGUAUAUGUCGCUUAAAUGUUUUUAUGCAAAUAAAUGAUUAACUAAAAACUAA